AUGCUGCUUGGUAGUUCGAAUAUUAAUAAUGAACUAUUGUUGGGAAAAUGCCAUUCGAAAGAUUCAUUGGAGGAUCUAUUCAUCAGUUCUGAGCUGACUAUUAGUGAACUGGUAAAGUCAAUGGAACCUUUAAACAGGCUGAGUGGGUUUCACAUAGACAGUAGAUCUAUACUAUCAUCAUUUAAAAGCCCCGAUAAUCAAAAUGAUCGCAAAUUUCAAUCUGCUAAUGCUGGUACUAACGAAAAGCAUUUGGUGGAGAGUAAGAACAUAGCGUACCUAAAACACCAUACUCUUCAUAUCAAAUAUGUGUAA
This is a messenger RNA of Vavraia culicis subsp. floridensis, 312 nucleotides long. RefSeq lists its product as uncharacterized. The transcript has a single exon. NCBI's taxonomy places the organism in Eukaryota, Fungi, Microsporidia, Pleistophoridae. Bases 1 to 312 code for a protein of 103 amino acids. The record is from RefSeq and is a predicted model, not a curated record.